Messenger RNA from Brassica napus (rape), 3931 nucleotides. RefSeq names its product type I inositol polyphosphate 5-phosphatase 13. The record is from RefSeq and is a predicted model, not a curated record. Gene Ontology annotation, molecular function: protein binding; phosphatase activity. The transcript is spliced from 9 exons. NCBI's taxonomy places the organism in Eukaryota, Viridiplantae, Streptophyta, Magnoliopsida, Brassicales, Brassicaceae. Bases 217 to 3729 code for a protein of 1170 amino acids. Gene Ontology annotation, biological process: phosphatidylinositol dephosphorylation.
UAUAAAUAUAUAUACUUGUCUCUCUGACUGCUUCUUCCACAAAAACAUUCUAUCGGACAAUAACAAAGACAUUAGCUUCCGUACACUCGUCGUUGUCGUCAUGAUUCUCUCUCCUCGUCUUUCGACGUGCUCCCCUCUCAUUCUCUCUUUCUCCUGACUUCUCUCACUCUCAUUUUCUCUCCCUCAAUCGUCAACUUUCUGCGAUCAUCAUCAUCGAUGGACACUUCAGUCAUCGAAGAAGAAGACGAGGAGGCGUUGGCCUCGCUCGUCCCCUUUCCUCCCCGUCGCAAGAUGCAUUCCUACAGCGUCCAGUUCGACCAGAAGCCGCACCACCAGAUCCGCAAGCACAGCCUCGACGAGGUCCCACGAUCCACCACUUUAGGAAACGACGCCGUUUACUUCGAUUCCUCCGACGAGGAAUUCUCCACCGGAGGAGCCAUCGCCAUCGCCAGCGGCGAAACCGUCUCCAACGGAGGCGAGGAUUACGCCGUCGUCGCGCCUCCUCCUAACGCCAGCGUCGGAGAGGACGCCGUCGAGUCGCUCCCGGAGUUCAUCGGAGCCGGAGGCGGCGCCGGGAUCUUUAAAGUUCCUGUGCGCGCGGCGGUGCAUCCCGGACGGCCGCCGUGUCUUGAGCUGAGGCCGCAUCCGUUGAGGGAGACGCAGACGGGGAAGUUCUUGAGGAACAUUGCUUGCACGGAGACGCAGCUCUGGGCGGGUCAAGAGAACGGCGUGAGGGUCUGGAACAUGGAAGAGGUUUACGACGCAGGGUGUGGUAUCGGCGGGCAGGUACAGCGAGGGGAUGAGGAUACGGCGCCGUUUCAUGAUUCUGUUACUACUUCACCCACAAUGUGUUUGGUGGCUGACCAAAGCAACAAGCUUUUGUGGAGCGGCCACAAGGAUGGUAAGAUCCGGGCUUGGAAGAUGGAUCAGGAGGAGCCUUGUGAGGCUUCUGAUGAUUCAGAGCCUUUCAAGGAACGUAUCUCGUGGCUAGCUCAUCGUGGCCCAGUGAAUUCUAUUGUCAUUAGCUCUUAUGGUGAUAUGUGGUCAUGUUCCGAAGGAGGUGUGAUCAAAAUAUGGCCAUGGGACUCCUUAGAGAAAUCUCUUCUUAUUAAACCUGCGGAGAAACACAUGGCUGCGUUAUUAGUGGAAAGAUCUGCCAUUGAUCUCAGGACUCAAGUUACUGUCAAUGGCACAUGCAGCAUAUCUUCCUCAGAGGUCAAGUUCUUGUUAACCGAUUCAGUAAGAGCUAAAGUGUGGGCUGUGCAGUCACUCUCAUUCUCAAUUUGGGAUGCUCGGAGUAAAGAUCUCUUGAAAGUUCUAAACGUAGACGGGCAAGUCGAGUGUCGUGUUGACAUGCUACCUACGCAAGACCAACAAGGCGACGACGAGACCAAACUGAAGUUCUUCUCAGCUUCCAAAAAGGAGAAACCGCAGGGCUUUCUACAGCGGUCGCGUAACGCCAUAAUGGGAGCUGCGGGAGCUGUUCGCCGAGUCGCCACUAGAAGCGCAGGAGGGUUUGCGGAAGAUACGAGGAAAACAGAAGCGAUCGUCUUAGCUGUGGAUGGAACCAUCUGGACCGGUAACAUGAGCGGUCAGAUUGUGCAGUGGGAUGGUAAUGGAAGCCGCUUAAAGGAUGUGAAUCACCACCACAAGCCUGUUCUGUGCUUUUGCACGUUCGGAGAUAGAAUCUACGUGGGUUACGCGAGUGGAUACAUCCAGGUUUUGGAUUCUGAUGGAAAGUUAAUGGCGAGCUGGGUCUCGCACAAUGAGCCUGUGAUAAAGCUAGCGGCGGGUGGUGGUUUUAUUUUUAGCUUGGCUACUCAUGGUGGAGUGCGUGGAUGGUACGUGACGUCUCCGGGACCCUUGGAUAAUAUAAUCCGAAAGGAGCUGUCUCAGAAGGAGGCUUUGUAUGCUAGACAAGAUAAUGUUAGGAUUUUGAUUGGUACAUGGAACGUUGGUCAAGGAAGGGCUUCACACGGUGCGCUUAUGUCGUGGCUAGGCUCUGUCGCUUCAGAUGUUGGCAUUGUCGUUAUUGGGUUGCAAGAAGUAGAUAUGGGGGCAGGUUUCCUUGCCAUGUCUGCGGCUAAGGAAACGGUUGGACUUGAAGGAAGUGUUGUGGGGCAAUGGUGGAUUGAUGCAAUUGGAAAAGCACUUGAUGAGAAGAACACUUUUGAACGUAUGGGUUCAAGGCAGUUGGCAGGGCUUUUGAUCUCUCUUUGGGCGAGGAAGGAGAUUAGAACACAUGUUGGAGAUCUUGAUGUUGCGGCAGUCCCAUGUGGAUUUGGCCGUGCCAUUGGCAACAAGGGUGGUGUGGGACUGAGAAUCAGAGUUUAUGACAGAAUAAUGUGCUUUGUGAACUGCCAUUUGGCUGCACAUUUGGAGGCAGUUAACCGCAGAAACGCUGAUUUCAAUCACAUUUUUAGACUAAUGGUGUUUUCCAAAGGACACAACCUAAGUAACACAGCAGCUGGUAUGGUGCUGUUCCUGUUCUUGUCUUGCUCACUUGGCUUUUCAACAUAUUUAUUUUGGCUGCUUUAUUCUUCUGGUUUGCCAUGGGCCCUCUCUCUUGCAGCUGGUGUCUCAACAACAGCUUAUACACUAAAGACCACCACUAAUCCAACCACUGGCACUGAAGAAGUCAAGUCUGAUUUAGCAGCAGCAGACCUGAUCGCAUUCUUCGGCGAUUUUAACUAUAGGCUUUAUGGUAUAACCUAUGAUGAAGCAAGAGACUUCAUUUCACAGCGAUCCUUUGACUGGCUCAGAGAAAGAGACCAACUUAGACAAGAGAUGAAAGCUGGUAAUGUCUUCCAAGGAAUGCGUGAGGCAUUAAUCACUUUCCCUCCCACUUACAAAUUUGAAAAGAACCGUCCAGGCCUAGGAGGGUAUGAUUCAGGAGAGAAGAAGCGAAUCCCUGCAUGGUGUGACAGAGUUAUAUACAGAGACACUCAAGCAAGCCCUUUCUCAGAGAGCAAUUUGCAAUGCCCUGUAGUUUCAUCGGUUAUAAUGUAUGAAGCUUGCAUGGAUGUUACUGAGAGCGAUCACAAGCCUGUACGCUGCAAGUUUCAUGCAGCCAUAGCUCACGUUGAUAAAUCUGUGAGGAGACAGGAGCUUGGGAAUAUAAUAAGAACCAAUGAGAAAAUAAAAUCCAUAUUCGAGGAUCUAAAGUUUGUUCCGGAAACAAGUGUGAGCACUAACAGCAUUGUUCUCCAGAGCCAGGACACGGUUAUACUAACAAUCACAAACACUUCAACCACUAACAAAGCCAUGUUUAGUAUUAUCUGUGGUGGUAUUACUUUUGUCAAGGAUGAUGGUGUAGAGUCUGAUUAUACUCCACGAGGCUCCUUUGGUCUACCUCGUUGGCUUGAGGUCACGCCAGCAGCAGGGAUAAUAAGCCCGGAAGGAACCGUGGAUGUGAAGGUUCAUCACGAAGAUUUUCAAACAAUGGAAGAGUGUGUUGACGGCAUCCCACAGAGUUGGUGGUGUGAAGACACUCGAGAUAAAGAAGCAAUCCUGAUGUUGAACAUUCGAGGAAGCUGCUCAACUACAUGGACAAGCCACUCAGUCAAAGUCCGUCACUGCUACUCAGCUAGAGUGUGCCUCCUUGAAUCCAGACCUAAAAACCUAACAAAGCACCUAGGUGGUUCGCGUCGUCAUCCAACAGAUAAAAGCCGUCAUGGAAGCACUAGACCAAGAACUGAAGACUCGGUUAGCCGAGGUAAAAGCCACUGAUGAGCUUUGUGACAUUAACAGUUUAUAACUAGAUCUUUAGAGCAGAUGAACCGUCACAAAAAUAAAUGCAUCAGGUGAAGUAAUCACUUUUUUUAUUCAUUCUUUGAUUCUUUAGAAAAUACAUUUUGUGUCACAAACUGUAGAUUUGCUUUGAGACUUGAGUUAGUCUCAUCAGAGUGCAUACAUUCUCUUGUUGAGUUCA